AUCCUUUCAUCCUUCAAUACCACAAGUUUUCGUUGAGUGAAUUUUUUUUUACCUAUUCGGUGGGAUAAAGCAGCGUGUCUCCGCUUCGAUUGGUCGCCGGUUAAAGUUUUCUGGGUGAUGAUGGAGAAUCGAGUGGUGUGAAGUUUGAUUAGGAAGACAGCUUUACCUUCUUCAAAGACACUUUUUUACAAAUUUCCACAGCAUCCUUCGAUGCCUAUUACUCUUUUUCAUGGUAAACACCCAAAUGUCACGGACCGUUGGUCGUGACCGUGUAAGGCUCAAUGAAUGGGACGGACCGACUGGCUAGUAUGUCGGGUGAGGCAUGUGGGAGGCAAUAGCGUCAAGGAGGGUUCUGCCUUAGACGCUGAGGUCUGGCCGAGUUGGGCAUGUGGGGCUUGACUAUGAAGGAGACGGAGGCGUGUCUGAAGGCACAACUGGUCGGGAGCUAUUGUCGUUCCCCUGAUGAGCCCAAGGCAGGGCGAAACCAGUCUGGUCCCGUAUGAGAGUAAGGCUGGUCCGCGGGGUGAGGGACCCCGGGACGCCGCACGGGCGCUGUGGGCUGCGCUAGACUCUAUGCCCGUGACAAGUGGUAUCAGAGCGGGUCAUGCUUAUAUUGUCGCGUGUUAUGGUGGGGUCCUCGUGAGGGAUGAGGACUAUGCGAGCAUGGUGGCUUUAGGGCCGGUACGUGCUGAUGACGGCUCCACUCCUGAUGGUCCGCAGGGGCGGAUGGGUUCCUGAGGGAAUGGGAACUCGAGUGGCCACCAGCUCGGCCGGGCUGCUUGAGAGAGAAGCGGCCUGGUGAUGAGGUGCGUUGACAAUAUUAAGCAUGGCGAUCCUUGGGCAGGGUCGUCUCCCCUAGCACGAGGACGUGCUAGAUUUUGGGUGGGGGAGAAUGUCACGGACCGUUGGUCGUGACCGUGUAAGGCUCAAUGAAUGGGACGGACCGACUGGCUAGCAUGUCGGGUGAGGCAUGUGGGAGGCAAUAGCGUCAAGGAGGGUUCUGCCUUAGACGCUAAGGUCUGGCCGAGUUGGGCAUGUGGGGCUUCACUAUGAAGGAGACGGAGGCGUGUCUGAAGGCACAACUGGUCGGGAGCUAUUGCCGUUCCCCUGAUGAGCAGAAGGCAGGGCGAAACCAGUCUGGUCCCGUAUGAGAGUAAGGCUGGUCCGCGGGGUGAGGGACCCCGGGACGCCGCACGGGCGCUGUGGGCUGCGCUAGACUCUAUGCCCGUGACACAAAGCUAGCUUUGAAGAAAAUCAAGAAAAAUCCGGUCUUCACCUCAGCAGUCUCUUAUAAUCAACCGAUUAAUGUUCAUUUCUGGUCAAUUCAUGCUCCGGAUUUUGUGCAAGUUAGUUUUAACAUAAUUUAUAUUUAAAUAUUUAGCUUUGAAUCGAGUUGAAUAAAAAUUUGGCUUGUUUCGUGUAGGGGUGAGCAGACCCGGAUCAAAAUCAAAUGGGCUGUACUCAAUCUGUAAUUGUUAAAAGGGAAAAGGGCCAAAAAUGACACCAAAGUUUUUAAUGAAUCUCAAAUAAGACAUUCAGGUUUUUGGAGGACCAAAUAAACACAAAAUCUAACUUUUACACUAAUUUUAAACCACCCAUUGACUUUCCCCUUCUAACGCCCGUUACUCUUUUAUAAACUCCUUUUCCUGCGCUGCGAUUAACCAUACCACCCCCAAUUUAUACAUUCAACAACCCUAAUUGGCCGCUAGGAUCUUGAAAUCCCCUUCCAUUCCUCUAGCCAUCAGACUCCUCUCGACCUCUCCCCUAACCGCGCACCAUUAUCAUCCCGACCUUUAUGCACGGCGGCUGAGACCCGGACCCAGAAACUUGAGUGCAUCGCCUACGAGCUUCUGGACCUCACCCGCAGUGUACUGCUCGGCCUAAUCCAGCUCUGCUGAGCCUGCGGCGGCUGAAACCAAGGCUGCAGAGAGACCAUGUUCAAUCUAAAUUAAAGUUGGAGAUGUUCCGCGCACAUAACGACUAAGAUCAAGGUCAUUAAGGAGAUAAGAGCUUUUACAAGUUUGGGUUUAAAGGAAGCAAAGGAGCUGGUCGAGAAAGCUCCGGUUGUGGUGUAAAAUGGGCUCAGUAAACAAGAAGGUACUACCAUUAUCUACAAGCUACUGCCGUACCGGAAUAACUCACCAAUUGUAUUCUUUUUUCUCUUUAUUGUAGAAAAACUUUUACAGCUGCCGGAAAAAUGAAAUUUUUAAUGUUUGCUUAGAUGGGAUUAUUGAUAUCCCAUCCCACAAUUUGAUUGGUGUAUUCACACACCAUGAAUUGCAUUAUCAUUUAGCUGGUCUAAAUUGUUGUUUGGUUCAUAUUUUUUUGGAGUUGGAAGUACUACUUCGAUUUGCAGCGCCCUGGCUUGGCCUAGCCGGCCUGCACAUGCCAAGUAUAUAAAAGUGGACAUGAUUGAUGAUGGAUGGCCGGAUAAAUGAGCGACAUGCAUGGUGAAUAUACAAACCGGGCAGCUAAUUAAGGAACUAAGUAACUAGCUAACUACUGAUGGGUGAUGGGUGAUGACGACCCUGAGAUCAUCCUUCAAACAACCGAGGGGUUGUUUGGUUCAUUUACUAGGCAACGGUGUUAGAGCAGACUGUUAGUGGGUGGUUAAAAAUGAAGGUAAAAGUAUAAAAUUGGGUUUAUUUGGUCCACUUAAAACCUAAGUGUCCUAUCCGAGAUUCAUUAAAAACCUUAAUGUUCUUUUUGGCCCUUAUCCCUUGUUAAAAUUAUUGUUCUCAUUGGAAUGGUCCAUCUUUCCCGUCAUUCAAUCUGUCUCCCAGAUCUUAGUUUUCAGGCGGGAAGAUGGCAUGCUGUUCCACGGCGCUUUGUAUAUAGAGGAAGAGGGAUACUGUGAAGUUAUAGAUGGGCAUAGAUGGUUCAGCACAUCCAAUGGGAGAGAGACUAGAGUUCAUCUUUUACGACCAAGAGGUCAUUAAUUCAGUUGCUCCAUCAAAGGUCAUCAAUUCAGUUGCUCCAUCAAAGAAAACGAUUUCUUUUAAGAAAAGGGACAUCUUUUACCUCUUCGUGACCAAUACUAGUAUCUUGGAAGCCUGUGAUUGAAAACUAUGUCUCUUUUUCAAUCGGGAGCAAGACAGGUGAUAUUUCAAAUCGUGGCAUAAAAUGGAUUCAGAAGGUCAAGAAUAAGUAAUUCUCUGAAAAAAGGGAAUUACUAGAAGCCUUAAAUCGUUUACAUAAACGUGUUAAUGGUGGUCAUGGAGAAUCUAAGUGAUCCUAAUAGUAUUGUUGUAUGGGGAAGACAUAUAAAACUCACCGGAAUAGAGAAAGAUUUUCAAGACCUUGGGCAUCUGCUCUAUGACAACAAUCAAACAUACCACUCCGGACUAACGAGCAUCGUCACUCUUUUUCUUAGUGAAAGUUCUGGGUAAGUCUUAUUUAAGUGUAAUUAUGUUGUACAAGUGUAUAACUUAACAUAAAUUUUCAACUACCACUUAAUUGUAUAUCGGAAUAAAUAUUACAAGUACUACGUACAUGGUAACACUUGUGGAAAAAGUGUUGUAAAUUUGUACAUGGUAAUUUUUACAUGGUAUUUUUUGGGUAACACUUGUGAAGUUUUGUAAAUUUAGUGCUUGUAAAGUUUAUGCCGUUGGGGGUCUUGAGUCAAAUCAGCUUACAAACUUUCCUUUUACAACAUUACCCCACAGGCCACAAACUUGCAUAACCUACCCACAUUUGUGUAAAAUUGCCCUUAAUUUUUUCAUAAAAAUAGCUCCGCACGUGAUGGGUUUUGAUUAUGUACAAAUUGUCCUCUAUACAAACCGAUCCUUUUUUUUUUGAGUAUUUACAAACUGAUCCUCUUAAAUUUAUUUUGUUAUUUUCUUAAGCAAUCAUGAUUUUGCUGACUGUUAUUCCGCAUUGCUGACCUUGAAAUGAUAAAAUGACUUAUAAUUCAUCAUUACUGAUCACAGAGCCUUACCAAUAAACCAAGGUUACAAAUACUCCUUAUAUUUGAUGUAUUACUCUCUAGUAUCUUCAACUCCAUUAUUUGAUUUGUUUAUCAUCAUCUAUACUAAAUAGGAGUAGUAAAUAGUCUAAUUAAAACUGUCAUUUUGUUAUCUCGCCCAUGUUAGCACAAUAGAUCUUUUAUUAUAAAAAAAGCUACGAGUACGAUAGACCUUAGAAAAAACUAGGGGUGAGAUCUGUCCGGUGUGGGUCGGGUUUUUGCUAAACCCGGAAAUUACCUGGAAGGUCUUGGGUUAUGAAAAUUAGGGACCGGAACAAAGCCCGUCAUAUUCGGUCCGAGUCGGGUUUUUGGUAGCCCGGGUUCGGUCCGGGUUUGGAUUGGGCCGGUUAAAGCCCGAACGUGAACUAUCUCAUUGUUCUUUUAUAUCUUAACACAUAUUUUCAAAUAAAAUUAAUGAAAAAUACAAACCACAAAUAGUAACACAAAUAUUAAUCUUCAAAAUCACCAACAUUCAAAUCCAAAGAAGAUAAUUAUCUUAAUAUUUUAUUUAAGAUGCAUAUAAAUAAAUAAUAUAGGUUUCUUAACAAUAUUUUGAAAUAAAAUUUAUAGAUAAAAAUGUGAAUAGAGUUCCUAUAAAUCUAUUUUUCAUGGUCAUUAUGCUAAACAAAUUGAACUUAUUUUUAGUCAGUAAAGUUACUAAAUGAUUUUUUUAUCCACCGUGAUUAUAAUCAUAUAUUAGGAAAUAUUUAUAAAUUUAUACUCAUAUAUUAUAUUAAUUUUAUAUUAAAGCUAAUUGUUUUGGGUUUUUCCGGUCCGGGCCGGGUUAUAGAUUUUAAGGCCCGUUAAUGAGCCCGAAAUUUCGGGUUCGGUCCGGGUAUUUUUAAUUCGGGCCGGUUAAAAAGAAAAAACCCGGACCGGGGUCAUAAUUCGGGUCGGUCUAGGGUCGGUUUCCGGGUUUCGGUUUGGGUUUUCCCACCCCUAGAAAAAACAUCAUAUUUUGAAAAGGCAAAUUGUAUCAAAAUAUCACGUGUUCUCUUCUAACCAAGAUAGAACUCAUAUUUUAGCAUAAUAUAUAUGCUACUCCUUCCGUCUCAUUUUACCUGUCUUACUUUCUUUUUUGAGUUGUCCCAAAAUAAGUGUCACAAAAAAAAUUGGAGUUUUUUUUAUAAGGUGUAGUUUUGGAACUUAUUUCUCAAACUAGGGUAGUUUCAAACUUAUUUCCCAAAUCAGGGCAAUUUUUGUCAUGUCAUUUAAUUAUGAUUACGGUUGCCAUGUCAGCCUGUCCACUUCAUUCAACCAUUUCCGAUUAGGUGACAACUCUGGUACCCAUUUAUAAAAUGGGGUACCGUACCUAGGGGUGGACACGGGGCGGGUGGUCCAACCCGGAACCGGCCCGAACCGGCAUUGUUCCGGCCCGGCCCGGCCCUGCCCGGUGGCCCGGUCCGUGAUCGGUCCGGGUAGGCUUGACCCGCUGGGGUUCCGGUCCGGGCUCGGGCUCCCUAAAUCACGAACCGGCUUGGCUGGUUCGGGCCCGGUUCCGAUUCGUUUUAAUUUUAAUUUUUUUUCAUUUUUUUUUGUUUUCGGGUUGGGCUGGGUAUUUUGGGCCAUUUGGGGUGGUUUGGGGGUGAGGGGGUUGGGGGUUAACUAUGAAAAGGGGGAAAAAAAUAACUAAGGCCUAGCCCGGGCCGGACCCGGGGAGUACCCGGGCCGGUUCCGGGGCCCCCAUUCUUGAACCGCCGGCCCGGGCCCGAACCGGCCCGAGUCCACCCCUAACCGUACCUACCAUGCAUUUGAUUGGUCCAAGUCAUGAUAUCCUUUUUUAUUUAGAUUUAAAUAAUUCAACUGCAACACUCUUAUUGGUCCAUGUGGACAAAUAUAUGGUACCUUAAGGGUACCAUAGGGCAAAUUCUACCGUGCAACCGGCAUAUCUUGCGCAUGGUAUGCCGGUAUUAAUACAGUGCCGUUUUUUAUACUUCCCCUGCCUCGUUUUUUUCUUCUUUCUCAUUGAUUACUUUUAAUUUUCUUUAUCAAAAGCCUUCAUGCUCUCUAUUUUCUUAUCUACACUCACACACUCCAAUCAUCGUUCCACCAUCAUUUUUUCCAUUCUAUGUUUAUUUUAAUUUUUUUAUUAUCAAAAGCAAUCAUGGUAAUAAACAAUUUUUUUUAAUUUAGGAACAAUGAUGUAUGUAUUACAAUUUUGAGAUUAAAUUUUCAUUCUUUCAAAAGAAAUUAAUUAUGUUUUUUUUUUCUGUCUUAGUCCUUAUUCAUACACUUUUUUCUUUUCUUAUUUGCUUCAACUUAACUUACAAUAAAAAAUUAAUUUUUUUCUUCAAAAUAAAUAGUUUUAUAUUUUAUACAUUUGUGUGAUUUAUAUUUCAACAUGUGUGAGUUGUGUUUAUAGACAAUUUCUGGAAUUACAUUUGAUAAUAUAUAAAGGUACACCUUCUUAUGCGCGAGUUACAUCUGUUUAUACGUGAGUUACAUUUUAAUGUACUCGAGUUACAUCAUGAAAUAAACCUUGCUAAUGAUCAAAAAAUGAUUUUUUAACUAUAUCAUUUUUAUGAUAAAAAAACAAUAUCAUUUUUGUAACCCUAAUAUUAAAAAACAUAUUCACUAUUUACAAAAAGUAAUUGGGCAAAUUAAAUAGGAUCAAUUUGUAAUUGUUUACAUUGAAAUCAAUGUUGAUAAUAUACAUAAGUUUUCUUUUCUUUUCUUAUAUGUAUUUAUGUAUAUAUAAGAUGUUUACAUUUCAACUUUUCUAGAAUUACAUUCUAAUGUACACAAGUUGCAUCUUAAUGUACGCGAGUUACACCACUAAAUAAACCAUGCUAAUGAUAAAAAAAUAUUUUUAACUAAAUCAAUUUUUAUAGCCUUAAUGUUAAAAAUUCAAAACAUAUUCACUAUUUAUAAAAAGUAAUUGGGAAAUUAGGAUCAAUUUUUCAUUGUUUACAUUGAAAAAUUCCGUUUUUGACAACUUACAUAUCAACUUGACUUAAGUUACAUUUCCUAUCAACGUGAGUUACAUUUUUGUGAACGGGAGUUACAUCGUCCUGCUACUAAAACACAAAAAAAAGUUACUGUUCAUCCGUGUUUUACCCCUGGGAGCAUGAUGCUCAUUGUGCGCAGGUACCACGAUAUACGAAUUGGUACCGUAGAAUCUACCUUCCGAUUAUCACUGCGGUUGCUAUUCAGGCAUUUCCGUGUCAUCCAUACAAAAACAAAAAGUUAUGUACACCCAGGAUUCGAACCUGGGCUGAAGAAGUAUGGACGUGCUUCACAUAGGGGUUCAACCACAAGGCUACACCUUUCACUUCCCUAAAAUCACUUUUUCUAAUAUUUAAAUACAAUGUUUGUAUAAUAAAAAACAUAAUUUUUUUAACGCUAAUAACAAGCAUAAUUAAAAACUUAAUUUGCACUAGAAUUAGAUAAAUUCUAAUUAAAAACUUUAUUAGAGAAAUUAAAUUAAAAAUUAAAUAAAAAUUCAAAUAUAAAACUUAAUUUGUGAUAUUUAAUUAAAAAAUUUAAACGUAAUUGAACUUAUAUAAAAACAUAAUUUGAAAUAUGUAAUUAAAAAAAUUGAAUUAACACGAAAAUACUAAAUUAAAUAAUUAAAUUUAAUUCUAGUGCCUAGUAAAUUUAAUUCUAGUAAAUUUAAACGGAAUUAACACUAAUAUAUAAUUUUUUAUAUAUUUUUAAUGUAAACUAUCAUAUACUUUGGUGGUAAUAAUUUUUUUCUAAAUAAAAUCCUUUCUACGGAGUAGUAAAUUUUAAAAAUUAAUUAAAAUAAUAAAUUUGAGAUAAUUAAAAAAUAAAGACCUAAUUAAACUUUAUAAUAACAAAAUGUCAUGAGAGAGGGAGUAUAUUAUAUUUUACAAUAAAAGUAUAUAAUUUUUUUAAAUUAGGAUGGUCUAGGGACUAGAAUUAAAUUUAAUGUUAAUUAAUUAAAUUGAGUUUUUUCCCGUAUUAAUGUUAAUUAAUUAAAUAAUUACAAAAAUAGGGGUGCGUUAAAAGUAUUUAUCAAUAUACUGUUGGGUUAACCAUGGUCGGGGUAAGUCGCCCAACGGUUGGGCGACUUAUAAGUCGCCAUCCGGUUUGGCGACUUAUAAGUCGUCCAACCGUUGGACGACUUACCUAUUGAAUAGGCAGUCGGGCUGGGUCUGCGAGAUGGAACAUGUUUUAUUCCCCCAAACCCCCAAACCCACUGCAGUGAUGAACGAAAGGCGGACGACCGAACCCAUCUCCGGCGAAGCUCCAUCUCCAACUCCGGCGAAGCUCCAUCUCUGGCGAAGUCAUCUACCCAAGGUCUCUCCACCUCCAUCUUCUUCAACACUCUUUCUUCUAGCGAAAUCAAACUCCAUUUUAUCUCAUUUUGAAGUUAGGGUUUUGAAAGUUAAAAUUUUCGAAUUUUUAGAUUAUGAAUUGAUUUGUGAAUUAAUGUGUUGUGAAAUGUGGAUAUGUAUGAAAAGUUGAAAUUUGAUAUUAAAUUGAUUGUAAAUUUUAAUGUGUAUUUUGACAUUUGGGUGGAUUUGAAUGUAGCUAAAUUUGGGUAUUGAAAUAUAGACUAGAAUGUAGAUAUCAAAAUUUGGGUAUUUUGAUAUUGAAAUGUGAAUUGAUUGUGCAUUUUGACAUUUGGGUAUAUUAGAAUGUAGCUAGUUUUUUUUUUAAUUGAAAAACUUAAUGUGUAUAAACUGGGUAUGUAACACCGUCCCCAAAUAUAUUUACUUUUAUGUAAAUAAUGUAUUGAACCUUAUUAAAGGAUUAAUGAAUUUACGAAGUUGUAAAUUUUUAUUAUUUCUUUCGCGUGAAUAGAAAAUUGCACGUGGGACCCACACCGGGAGUGGGGGCCGCCCGACAUUCCCGAGACCAUAUAUUUUAUUCAUCUUGGUCUAGAUAAUAAAUAUAUAGUGGUGGAUAUUUCAUUUGGGCCAUGGAAAGGCCCAGAGUUGACCGAUCGAUCAAAAGAAGCCCAAAUUACCGGUACUGGUAAUUUAACGGAUAACGGCCCGAACUGAAUUUCGGAGGCUUAUGAAUUAAAGUUGGGGAAUGUAUAUUCAUUAUACAUGUCAUAAUGAGUAAGAGCACAUAAUAUAUUUUAUUUGACCCGAUAAAAUAAAAUAUAUUUAAAACAGUCCGAAAAAAUACAAUUUUCGGGACAAAUUGUACACGUCGGGGCAAAAAGGGUUGACCUCCCACAUGAGUGGGGGCCAACCCACGAUUUUUGCCACUCAAAUUGAGGGCUUGGUCGGCUGUUUGAAGAGGAAAGCAUGGGAGGGAGAGGUUGACAUGAUCUAAAAGGCAUCAAACAAAAAUGAGGUGGCCCCCCAUCCACACCCAUUUGUUCAAUGAGACAAAGGGGUAAGCCUCACCCCUCUCCCACCCUCAUUUUCGGCCAAGAGAACCCAGGAAGAGCAAGAAAAACCACCCAGCCUCCUUCCUCCAUUGUUGAAGAGAAAUCAUCAAGGAAGAAUCACCCAAAACGGAGCUAAAGUGCUAAAAGUGUGAAAUAACUAAGGAACUUGUGAAAGGUAUUUCAAGUGAUUUCACAAAGUUGGUAAAGUCGCCGGAGUUGUCGCCGGAGUUGACCGAAAGUCGCCGGAGUUUCACCGGAGUUCAACCAAGAGGGGUAGAACUUCAUAACGCUAGUUCAAGGUACUAGAGUUAAUGCAAGGGCCUUUGCAAAGGGAGUAUAUUGCUGCAACUCAGCAUUUGGUGAAAGAGGAAGAGGAGUGUUAUUAUCCAUUAGAUGAGUAUAUGGGUAUUGCCAUGGAGCAAUAGAGUAACAAGCCUCCUGUAUUUAUUGAUGUAAUAAUGAAGGGAAAAGGGAAAAUUUAAAGUUGUUUUUGGAUAUAUUUUUUAUCAGUCGUGUAUUUCUCACCAUGGUUUUAGCUACAAGCUGUAAAAAUACACUUCAAUGUACUUUGUAAUUCAGUCCACAUCUUUCUUUGAUGUACUUUGUAAUGCAUUCCACAUAUUCCUUUACUGUACUUUGUAAUGCAGUCCACAUAUUCCUUGAUCAAUAGUGCCUUCGAAUGCUUCAUAAUCUAGUGGCACGCUUUAUCGUGUACACUUUUUAUUUCAAAUGGCUUGCGUCAGUUAAGUGGAGGGUAAUUUAGCGCAAUUUUUUUUUUGUUUCUCCUUAUUAUUUGUCAUGCCGGUCAAUUUUGGCGAACAACUCCAAGGCGGAGAGAGUAAUUGAUAAUAAUGUACGUACUCAAAUGUACAUUAUUUAGAGUUAUAAUUUAAUUAAAUUUUGGAAUAUUAUUUGUAUACCUAAAAUAAACCACAUGUGUUGGUGAACAAUUUACAAGAGGCUAUAUAUAUCUACUUAAAUCCUCCAUUUCUGAUUUCUCCAUCGCUAAACCAAUCAAUUGUCCGUAGAACAAUAUUCCCUCUUUCCUUAAAAACGUGUCAAGUUUAACUGUCAUGUGAAAUAAUAAAGAAAAAGUGUGUGAUUGAGAUUUUGCAGAGAAGAGGGAAAUAAUAAGAAUCACAAUUUCAUUGUUUUAAAGAGAAAGUGACACAAUUUCAUUAUUUAAAAGAGAAGGUGAUAAAUGAUUUAAAAAAAAAAAAGAGAAGGUGACAAGUGUUUGAGACCACUAAAACAAGAAAUAUGACAAAAUUGUAAGGGACAAAAAAAGUAUUUCCCCAUCUCUUUUAUGUGCUUAAUGAGCGUUGAUGUAUGCAAAUGAUUUUUAAAGGUGUUUCCAAUUCUUUUAACGGGUAUUCAUACAAAAUUAGUGUUUUCAAACGGAUCAUUCUACAUUAAAGCUGAAAUCUAUUAGUAAUGGAAUGACAUUUAAAAUUGAUUAUCAAUCUUUUUGUACUUUACUUUCUCAGGUAUCUGAUCUGUUAAAUGUCAACAUCCUUGACUGUAAUAGUUUUGAAUCUGUGACCUCCUUCUUAGAGUGUAUAAAAAUAAUGUCUUCGCAAAGUACCUAACGAUUUCCACAUCGAAAAGUAUUUCUUCAUUGAACGCUAAUUUUUUAAAAAUCAUUUAUCUUUUCAAACAUGAUUAACUUUACUAUUAAUUACUUGGUAUAAUGUCCCUGGAACAAACCAUCCUUAAAUGUAAAAAUAAAGGCAAAAGUUCUUUAUCCACUCUAUUUCACUCUAUUAAGAGCAUCUCCAUUCAUGAUUUCCAAUAAUCAUUUUUUUCUAUGAUUUUUAUUAUUUAAGCAUUGUCAUGUAAUUAAUUUUAAAAUAAUCUCAAAAUUCGUUUAUGCUUCUCAAUUAUCAUUUUCAAAUAAUCUGCGUUUUCUUUGUCCUGCAUUAAGCUCUAUUACAUAUACUUUGUAAAUAAUCUUAAAACAAU
Molecule: messenger RNA, 11237 nt
Organism: Cuscuta epithymum
Lineage: Eukaryota; Viridiplantae; Streptophyta; Magnoliopsida; Solanales; Convolvulaceae
Source: the annotation of a GenBank genome assembly